UUUGACUUUAAAACCCUAAAAAGAUUUUGAUUAUCCGUUUCCCAUUACAGAGACAUUGGGACUCGGAUGUUGAUCUCUCGGUGGUGAGUGAUAGCAAAUUUGCCGGAGGUACAAUGACGAGGAAAUCGCAGCCGCAGGCGCAGCAUUCAGUGUCACGUCGCGGCGUCGUGUGGCUCGGAUGGAAGCUCGUUAUCGCUUUCUCCGUCGCGCUUUGCCUUCUUGCUCUCCUCAGGAUCCACCUUCAGUACCAUUCCGUUACGACAUUGGCGCCGCUCUCCGUCGCGGGUUCUCAUAUCUCGCUCCGCAAAUUCUCCGGCGACAGUCCGAAGGUCGCCUUCCUAUUUUUAGCUCGGCGUGAUCUCCCGCUAGAUUUUCUGUGGGACAGAUUCUUCAAGGGUGCCGAUCAGGCGAAUUUCUCAAUUUAUAUACAUUCAGUACCUGGUUUCGUUUUCAAUGAGGACACCACUCGAUCACAGUACUUCUAUGAUCGCCAAUUGAACAAUAGCAUCAAGGUAAUAUGGGGAGAAUCCAGUAUGAUUGCAGCAGAGAGAUUGUUGCUUGCAUCUGCUUUAGAGGAUCAGUCAAAUCAAAGAUUUGUUCUUCUCUCUGACAGAUGUGUUCCGUUAUAUGACUUUGGCUAUAUAUACAGAUAUCUUAUCUCCUCACCGAGGAGUUUUGUGGAUAGUUUCCUUCAUACUAAAGAGACACGGUACAGUGUGAAUAUGUCUUCUGUCAUACCUGAAGAGAAAUGGCGAAAAGGAUCCCAGUGGAUAACUGUGGUCAGAAGUCAUGCAGAGGUCAUUGUAAAUGAUGUUAUCGUCUUCCCAGUUUUUGAGAAAUUUUGCAAGAGAGCUCCACCUUUAGGUUCCCAAAAGGCAUGGCUGUUUCUUAAACAGAACCGGCGCAACUGCAUCCCCGAUGAACACUAUGUGCAAACAUUGCUUACGAUGCGCGGACUAGAGAGUGAAAUGGAACGAAGAACACUGACAUAUACUGUAUGGAACAUUUCGGGUACAAAAUAUGAAGCCAAAUCUUGGCAUCCCGUCACUUUCACAUUCGAAAACUCUGGCCCUGAGGAAAUAAAAGAAAUAAAGAAAAUAAACCAUGUCUAUUACGAGUCUGAAUCACGAACAGAAUGGUGUAAGGCCGAUUCAAAACCCGUCCCGUGCUUUCUCUUUGCAAGGAAAUUCACCAAAGAAGCCGCUAUGCGCCUUGUAAGCGAAGGACUAAUAGGAUCGUCAACAAACACAACCUUAUAAGAUUAUAUAACUCUGCAACAGUGUAAGCAAGGAGUUUAGGUUACAAGCUGAAAAAGAGAACGUCUCUUGUAGUUAAAACAAAACAACGGAGAGUAUACAUAGAGAGUGGUGAAUAGCACUGAUACAUUACAGAAUUACAGACAUCAAUGAUGAGGUUAGUUCAUUGAUUAUAAAUGACUUGGUACAAAGUAAGAUCCUUCAUGAAUUUUCUAAACUAUGGAACUUUGUUUGGGUUUUGAAGACAAGAUAUAACACACAGUAUUUGCAAUGAA
Eutrema salsugineum is the source of this 1531-nucleotide messenger RNA. RefSeq lists its product as uncharacterized. The transcript is spliced from 10 exons. The record is from RefSeq and is a predicted model, not a curated record. Gene Ontology annotation, cellular component: membrane. NCBI's taxonomy places the organism in Eukaryota, Viridiplantae, Streptophyta, Magnoliopsida, Brassicales, Brassicaceae. Bases 114 to 1259 code for a protein of 381 amino acids. Gene Ontology annotation, molecular function: glycosyltransferase activity.